AUUUGUUUCAUAUCUGUUAACAUUUUUCCAUAUUCCAACGUGGUGAUCUCAUUGACACGUGGAUCGGUGACGUCAGAGACCCUAAAGAUCUGGACAAGGGACGCGGAACGGAGGAGAGGGAACUGCUGCUGGGAGGGAUACGAGGUGGCCUCGGGCACUUGCUCUCGAUAUUCGUAAAAGAGCGAUUCAUAUUAAUAAUGUUGUUCAAUGAUUGAAUGUAGUGAGAUUUUAAUAAACUUUAGUUUUUGGUAAAGAAAAUUGUUAAUAUCAGAAGUGGGAUAGUACGCAAUAUAAAGACCCAGUUUAAAAAUUAGUUAAGAUUUAGUGUUAAGAUGUCAAAAAGACUUCGAAAAGAAAAUCGUCACUCUUCUGGAAGCGAUGAUGAUUAUGAGUAUCAUCGUCGUCACUCUAAAACAAGAGAUCGGUCCUCAAGUAGGGAUGUGGAACGGCGGCAUCGGCAUAAGCAAAAAUCUAAGGGCCGGAGUCUAGGACGUCAUAGUUCACGGGAGCGCACCUCACGACGCCAUAGGCGGCGACGUUCGGAAAGGAGCGACGUCUCGGCGUUAAGCGAAGCACUUUUAAAAGGGAUGGGGCAGUUGGUACAAGCGCAAGGUAAAACGGUAACCGAGAGCCACCAUCUGGUAAGUGUUACGUCCAAUUUAAUCGCUGAAUUCAACCCGAUAACCGACAAUGUAAGUGAUUGGUUGGACUCAGUCGAUGAAUAUGCAGAAAUUUAUCAGUGGGACGAAAAGACGACAAUCCAUUUAGCCCUAAAUAAAUUGCGCGGUCCUGCGGCCGAUUGGUAUCGAGGCUUACCCUCUCGAAUUUUUGCGUGGUUGCAAUGGAAAGAAAUGUUAAUUCAAAACUUUCUUCCUAAACGGAAUUUACACAAAGAACUUGAAAAUAUGAUGACGUGUGUACCCAGAAUUGGCCAGAGUUUGUACGAGUAUGCUUUUAAAAAGCUGGCUUUGAUAAACAAACUCAAAUUGGGUAUCACGUCACACGAUAAAGUUAAUCUUAUUAUUAGUAGUAUUCCUGACGAGCAGGUCAAAUUUACGAUUGAAACAGCCGGAAUAAGCGAUCCUUCUGUUUUGGCUACACAUUUAAAAAUGUUGGACGAACAAAAGGGUAAUAAAACUAGUACAAUAAGUACACCAGGACCAAGCCGAGCGGCAAAUACGGGUUCAGCGGCAAAUUUUGGCCCAAAACAAACUAAAUCGAGUAUCCAGUGUUAUCACUGUUGGAAUUGGGGUCACCUAAAAAAAGAUUGCCCUUCCAAACAGCAGAAAAAUACAAAAAGGUUGUUGGCAAUUGAACCGAAACAUGUAAAUUUUAUAGGUCAAGAUGAUAAUGAAAACAAAUUUAUAAAAAACAUUUUCCUAAACGGAGUUGAAAUCAAGUGUUUCGUCGAUUUUGGAAGUGAAUGUUCUUUAAUUACACGUGCGGCAGCUAAUUCUUUUGCGCUUAAUCAACUUAAGGGCAUGCUGGAACCUGAUGACAGGGAGGUGGUUGACGUAACUGAGGUUCGGGCUCGGAUGGAAAGGCAUAACGAUCAUUACCAGGCAGAACAAAAGCAGCGGUUUGAUUCAAAAAGAAAGCCAGGACAUUUAUACAGUGAGGGAGAUUUGGUGCUCAUCAAAAUCACAAGUACCCCGGCAACUGGGGUUAGUCACAAAUUACUCCCAAAGUGGAGGGGACCAUUUCGGAUUACGAAAGUCCUGGGUAAUGAUCGAUAUGAAGUUGCCGAUAUUCCGGGAAGCUGUCGUUCUCGGUUGCGGUACAGUGGAGUGGCCGGGGUUGAUAAUAUGCGGCCAUGGAUCUACUGUGAGUAGGCAGGACGGUCGUACGGCGCCCCUGGCCUGUGACGGUGUAGAGGGUGGUGAGAUCCUCUUGUGGGGUGGCCUGUAUUGCGUCCUUAGUUAGGUUAAGACAAGAGGAAAUUGCAUGCGUCCUGUUAGAGAGAGUAAAGGGUAAGACUCUCUUGUGGGCGGUCUCUUGGUCAGGGAGUAGUGUACCCUGGGUCGCUGUCGGUACAUGUGCUGGGUGACAUUAGAUUUAAGUAGAUUUAUGUAGACUUAAGAUGCGCCAAUCGAAUACUCUAUUUAGGUUAAAAAUUUGCAUUAGGCAUAUAUAUUAUUUCCUUUGUAUAUUUAACAUAUACAUAACAUGUUUUGAUAAUUAAUUCUAUUUGUAACUUGGCCAAGUUCACAAAAUUUGCAGGAAGGAAACCCUGAGGCAGUUGAACCAGAGCUUCUCCUGAAUUAUGAAAAUGCAUGAAAAUUUGUAUAACUAAUGUUAUCACUUCGUUUUGUUUAGACGCUUGUUGAGUUUCAGCUCUUCAGAACUUUGGGGUGACUGAGUGAGGCCACUCAAGAAAUCAGGAAAGGCCGAAUGUUAACAUUUUUCCAUAUUCCAACGUGGUGAUCUCAUUGACACGUGGAUCGGUGACGUCAGAGACCCUAAAGAUCUGGACAAGGGACGCGGAACGGAGGAGAGGGAACUGCUGCUGGGAGGGAUACGAGGUGGCCUCGGGCACUUGCUCUCGAUAUUCGUAAAAGAGCGAUUCAUAUUAAUAAUGUUGUUCAAUGAUUGAAUGUAGUGAGAUUUUAAUAAACUUUAGUUUUUGGUAAAGAAAA
Molecule: messenger RNA, 2636 nt
Organism: Tribolium castaneum (red flour beetle)
Lineage: Eukaryota; Metazoa; Arthropoda; Insecta; Coleoptera; Tenebrionidae
Exons: 2
Coding region: 333-1832 (499 amino acids)
Molecular function (GO): nucleic acid binding; zinc ion binding
Source: RefSeq, a predicted model, not a curated record